Pundamilia nyererei is the source of this 3168-nucleotide messenger RNA. Its product is annotated as zinc finger protein OZF-like. Bases 336 to 1991 code for a protein of 551 amino acids. The transcript has 3 exons. The record is from RefSeq and is a predicted model, not a curated record. Gene Ontology annotation, molecular function: RNA polymerase II cis-regulatory region sequence-specific DNA binding; DNA-binding transcription factor activity, RNA polymerase II-specific. Gene Ontology annotation, biological process: regulation of transcription by RNA polymerase II. NCBI's taxonomy places the organism in Eukaryota, Metazoa, Chordata, Actinopteri, Cichliformes, Cichlidae. Gene Ontology annotation, cellular component: nucleus; chromatin; transcription regulator complex.
UCAUGGUAACGGUUUGUGUUGUGGGUAAAACGGUCACUGAACCCGGAGGAACCACGAAGGCAGACCUGCUGGUGAGAUCUGUGGGUCCGUCUGCUGUGUCGUCACUUUGUGAUUGAAAUCACUGUUCAGAUCAAACAUGAAGUUUUCUGUGAGAGCGAUGUGACAACAGCGGAACGAAAGUUAGCCGCCCUCCACCGCCGGAACUUCCCUAUGUGACACCAGGUGGAAGUAAACAGGAAAAAGCUGAAGUAGCUAUUAACUUUCCACGGGUGUCGGGGUCAGUAAAGUUUGAAGGUAGCAGAGUGUAUAGCUGUGUGUGAGCUGCGGCAGCAACGAUGCCUUCAGUUCAGUAUCUGAGAGAGUUCAUCAACGAGCGACUAACUGCUGCUGCUGAACAAAUAUUCUUGGAGUUUGAAAAAACGAUCGUCCAGUACGAGGAAGAGAUCGACCGUCAGCGCAGACUGCUGGAUAUCACCUGGAAACCCCAAAUCAAGCUGCACAGGACAGACCUCCCACUGCGACUCCUCUGCAGAGAGGAGGAGGUUCUCCCUGAGCAGCAGCUCUGGGACCAGGAGAGGAGCUCCAGUGUGGAGCAGGAGGAACCAGAAGCUCCACAGAUUAAAGAGCAACAGGAGGAACUGUGCAGCAGUCAGGAGGGAGAGCAGCUGGGACUGGAGGAGGAGACGGAUACCUUUACGGUGACUGCUACUUACGAGGAAAGCGACCUCAGUAACGCCACUCACUCAGACUCCAGUGUGUUUGUUGGGACUGAAUCCAGAGAAGCAUUCGAAGUUUUAAAUAAUUCUACCCAGAUCGAGAAAGACAUCAACCAUCAGCCCAGAGAGCUGGACGUCACCACCAGUGCUGAGACAGAUGUGCACAGAACAGACCUCCCACAGCAGCAUGUCUGUAAGCAGGAGGGGGUUCUCCCUCAGCAGCAGCUCAGGAACCAGGACAGGAGCUCCAGAUUGGACCAGGGGGAACCAGAACCUCCACAGCGCACAGAGGAACAGAACAAACUCUGCAGCAGUCAGGAGGGAGAGCAGUCCGUAGUGACAGAGACGAAAACUUCUACGGUGACUCCUGCUCACAGCAAAAGUGACCACAGUGAAUCAGAAGCAAACCGUGACCAGCUCCUCACUCACGGCUCUGCUGCAGCUGAGAGCCGAGAUCAGGAAGGAGGGAAGAAGGGCGAUUCAGACUCUGGAAAUCCAGAGUCAAAACUUCAUGUAAACAGAAGUCAGAGCAACAAUUCUGAAGAAUUCCCGCCAUCAGCGAGUCGGUGUAACACUGACACGGGUCGAAAAUCUCUCCAGUGUGACAUUUGUGGAAAGUCUUUUAAGAAAAAGUGCCAAAUGAAGGAGCAUUACAAAAUCCACACAGGUGAGAAACCAUUCACCUGUAAUACAUGUGAGAAAAGUUUUGCUCAGAAGAGCACUUUGCUGCGCCACAUGACUGUCCACACAGGAGAGAGGUUGUUUUCCUGCCACAUAUGUGGCAAAACUUUUAGGCAACGCGGGAAUCUGAUGAUCCACCUGAGAAUCCACACCGGUGAGAGGCCGUAUUCCUGCACAAUGUGUGAAAAGACUUUCAGUCAGAGUAGUCAUUUGUUGGGCCACAUGCGAAGCCACAGAGGAGAGAAGCUGCACCAGUGCGAUCACUGUGGGAAAUGUUUUUCCGAAUCAUCGUCACUUAAAUUACACAAAGUGAUCCACACAGGAGAGAGGCCUCAUUCUUGCCAGUUAUGUGGGAAAACGUUCAUUAAACGCAGUAACCUGCUGCGCCACAUGAGAACGCACACAGGAGAGAAACCGUAUGUUUGUGAGACCUGCGGGGAAAGAUUUACUCUGUCAACGUCACUAAAAAGCCACAACGCGAUCCACACAGGAGAGAAGCCGUAUCACUGUAAAACCUGUGGGAAAAUGUUCCGCCAGAGUCAUCAUUUGUUGUUUCACAUGAAAACACACAACCAGCAGAAGCUGCAGUGCUGAAAGUUUUGUGGAGAAAACAAGUAUCUACCAACAACUAUUUUGAUGUUGUCACGUGUAAAACUGUGUUCUUCAUUUGAUUUUUAUUUUCCGUUCUGCGAUGAAGCUUUGUUUCUCUAAUGCAGGGUUUCUUUUCACAGUGAGUACCACCACAUAAAAUAUAUGGCUCUUAAAUUACCAGCCUUUGACCAACAUUAGAGUACAGUAGUAUACACCUAUUAAACACCACAUGCAGUUUCUUAUAUGAAUGUUAUUUAUUAGAACUGUCAUAAACAGGAUGUGACGGGUGAUAAUAACAACUGUACUGCAUUAAAACAUUCUCAGCAGGUGGGAUAUCCAACCUUUAAGUGAUGACGUAUGAACAAACUACUCUGCAUUUAUUAAGGCUGUUGUGUUUUUAACAUGUGUAACCAGUGGUACGCAUACCACCUUUUAAGAACCACUGCCCUAAUGAAAACAUAACGCGUCUUUUAGAAUAUAUUACAUGUUAGAUUCCUUUUCCUUUUGGAGAAAGCCAUGUUUAAAGUCUUCUUGCUGUGGUUGGUUGGAUGCACUGAGAACCUGUCUGACUGACCAGCAGGACUGAGUUCAUCCAUCUUCUGCUGCUGGGUUUGGGACAGUAGCCUGAGCAGAGAAGCUCAGACCUCCUUCAGGGGAACACUCAGGUAUUCCCAAGUCAGGUGAGAGGUGUAAUUGUUCUGGAUCUGCCUCGGGGCCGCAUCCUGUGAUUUUGUUCUUUCAUUUAUUUUUUUUAUCGUAAUUUCUUAUUUUGGGAGAUUUCUUUGACACUCUGGAAAAGGACUUUAACUUUUCUAAUAGCAUUAUAUCGACCUCUCAGAGAUUCCAGUUAUUUGUACGUUCAACACGUUUUCAGUCAUUUUCUCCAGCAGCUUUUGGAUCAUUUUCUGACAUUUUAAAUUUAUAAUGGUGGUGUAAAUAUUGAAGUGGAGAAGUAGUUUUUCACCUGGUGUCAUCCAUCUGCAGUUUUCGAACAGCAGCUGUAACAGUCACACAAACCUUUUCAUCGUUACUUUGGUUUCUGUGUGCGUCUGAGUGUCAUUUAAACCAGCAGGUAUGAGACAAUCUCUCACUGAUAGAAAUGUGUGUUGUUCUUGUUUUUCCGUCUCGUGGUUAUUUGUGAAUGUGGGUUCAGAUUUUGGAGCGUUGAAAGUGUCACAAA